This is a messenger RNA of Elaeis guineensis (African oil palm), 2871 nucleotides long. RefSeq lists its product as uncharacterized. The record is from RefSeq and is a predicted model, not a curated record. NCBI's taxonomy places the organism in Eukaryota, Viridiplantae, Streptophyta, Magnoliopsida, Arecales, Arecaceae.
AUGGACGCAGUGGAGUUGCCCCUGCCAGCGAAUGUGGUUGUAUCGAAGCUCUUGGCCACCGAGGGUUUCGGGAGGGUUGGAGAGCCGGAGGGUAGGGGAUCUGACGGCGCCGAUGCUCCUGUUUUCGGAAGUCACAAUCUUUCUGGUUGCAGCCCUUAUCGUAGCGAUGCCAAACUUCAACAUCUAAUUCCUGAAUGCACUUCAGUUUCAAGAAACAAAAAGCUUGACUCGGAGCUUUGUAUGCAUGAAAACAUGCAUCCUAGUUCCAAAUGUGAAGGUAAUGGUAAAAGGCAUCACCUUGGGGAGGCAGAUGUACCUGUCCCAUCACUACCCAAGUAUGAGGGCAGAUCGUUGAACAAGAAAUCUGUAAAAAGGUUGAAUACUUUCCCUUGUUCUAAGCGACCAAGAAUAGAUCAACCUGAAAAUUCUGUGACAAAUUCUGGAGUUGGUGACCGGAAUAAUAUGUCAAGGACAAUUGGGUCUGACAGCAUGCGAUGCACUUCCUCUGAUAAAUACCGGAUGGUCAAGCAGAAGCGUGGUCAGGAUGGAAAGAAAAUGGAUAAAAAGAGUUUUAGAGGUUGUUUGAAAAGUAAAUAUGAUUGUUUUACAACAAAGGCUGGGUUAACCAACUGUGAUUCUACCUGUGGAGGAAACAACAUUCUUGGAAUAUAUGGUCUCAAGUCAGAUCUCCGUGAUGUUACAAAGUGUAUGGAUGAUCUGUCAUUGAAUGAACUUCUUGACAGCAGUUACAAAUACCCUAGCUUAUGUCCUGAAAAAGGAAAGAGAGCCUCCAAUGUCAAUGAAAAUAUUUUAUCCUCAGUUAGAAAGGCUUGCUCUAUCCUUCCACUCCAGGGUGCAGUUGAUAACAAUGGGGAUGGAAAAGCUGUUAUAGACUUCUUGAAACCUAAUUGCUCUUCACUGAACUUGUCUGAAUGUGAUAAGAAGGAUAAGGGCAUUGAUGAAUCAGUACCUUGUAGCAAGGAUCCUUGUCAGUUGAGCUUGAAUCUCUCCACUUUAUACCAGCCUAAAGACAUUUUAAAGCAGUUAGCACUUCCUCCAGCUCAGGAGCUGGAUGCUCUUUUGUUGUCUGCUAUGCACAUGACAGCUUUUCGUCAUGCUAGCUUGCCACAUUUUCCUUGGUCUUUUUGCCACAGUGGAGCCUGCAAACCCAGUGUAGAUGUUGGUAAAUUGGCUUCAACAAAGAGCACAUCCCAAGGUAAAUGGGUUAGAAUAGGAAGCAAUUCCACUUCCUUUGGAGAUGAUCAGAGUUGCUUCUCUGAAAUGGAAUUGAUGUCAUUUAACCACAAUGAAGAUCCUUUAAUCCAGCAAAAGAUUGAUGUUCUUCUUCAAGAUGCGAACGCCCUGACAAGAUCUGUUAAGCCUCCAUAUAAGGGACCAUCCACUACAGUAUGCACUAUGUCAAUUUCUCCAGAAGCUUAUAGUUCGAGCAAUGUCGAUUUGAAGAAAGAACCUGGUGUUUCUGGUUCAUUUAUUUCUAAAAGGUGUAAUUUAAUGGAGGAGCACGUCGAAUCUUCAGAUGGCCAUCUGGAAUUUGACUAUAAAGAUAUUGUGUUUUUAAAAAGUUCUGAACCUGAAGUCCAUGUGAGGUUUAAAGGACUUGAACCAAACUUAGUGGAUCCAUCACAGUCUACUUUGCAAUUUGAGGACAAUGAAGUCACCCAAAAAGCACAGGACACAGUAGGCAGACAUGGUUGUUCAGAAAAUUGCUCUUGCUACUCUUGUAAAAGCACUUAUGGUGGAUGUGAUCAGAGUUCACAGUAUUUUGUUACACCAAAGAUAUCUAAACCAGGCUACUCACCGAGGGUACUGCUCGCUGCUGAAAUACUAUGUGAGAUGGGACGCUGUUCCAAUGCUGUCAAGACUCGAAGCCAUAAUAGUGGGGGGAUAAAAUGGCCCAAGACACCUUCACAGAAGCCCAUGAAAGCACGCAAGUCUUCAUUUUCCAUGGAUAAAUCAGAGAGCUCAUUUCUCAUGGGUAGGCAUCAUGAUCCUGUUGGAAGUACAGGCCUUCCAUCUGUGAAACAUAAGAUGAUGAGUGAAGAUAAAAAUGAUCUCACCCACAUGAAUAAUACUGGCAGAGGAUCUGUAAGAUGGUCUGUUCCUUUGGAAGGUGUUACGUCUCCCAGCAAACUGGAAAAAGACCUAACCGUCGGCACGAGGCCAUUGCAUAGCUAUGCCACCAAGCCUUCAACUCUGAUGCCAUCCCCUGUUCAAGGCGAAAAGGGCUUUGACAAUCGUCAGAAGCUUAGGAAAGCGACGGUGACAUCAUCAGUUACCUUUCGGGGGUCGUAUAUUAAAGACUGGAACAGGGGAAGGUGCAAGAGAGUGUGACUGUAAAUUACUCUUUAACAUACGCAAUCAAUGUCAGAGCUGCUUGUUGAGAGGCUGUGAAAUACAUAGAUGGGGGUCUGGGUUGAGCUUCUCAGCAGGUGACAGGUUAGAUAUGUAGCCUUACAAAGGUUGACUGGAGGGGAGAAAUGUGCCUCCAAUUGUUAGGUUGGAUGGGGGGGCUGUGUGAAUUAAUUGGGCAUUUUUGUGGGCCAACUUGUUGUUUGUAAUGGUGUACUGGUUGUUUACAUUUGCCAUAUACAGUGCGGUGUCCCCCACUUCUCUCUCUCACCCACAAACCCCCUUGCUUUAACAGAGUUCUACAGACAGGUCUUUCCUUUUGUCUAAAUUUUUCUUGGCUGGGUAUCUGGGAUUACAUCUUAGAGGGUUGUCAGGUUGAUAGCUGGUCAUAAGAUCUCUGUGAUUCUUUCAUUGUGGGAUUAGAUUUCUUUCUCUAUACUGAUCCCACAUUUGGUUGGAAAAGAUUUGUAUGAUUGUGAAAUUGUUGAUAUGCUAGCAAAA